Messenger RNA from Paraglomus brasilianum, 840 nucleotides. The record is from the annotation of a GenBank genome assembly. NCBI's taxonomy places the organism in Eukaryota, Fungi, Glomeromycota, Glomeromycetes, Paraglomerales, Paraglomeraceae.
AUGUCUUAUGACUUGAUUAUUGUCGGGGCUGGACCGGCUGGAUUGACAGCGGCCAUUUAUGCUCGAAGAGCCCUCUUAAAAUGUCUAAUCUUAGAAAAAUCCUUAGCCGGAGGAAAGUUAAAUAAAACGGCUGAUGUUGAUAAUUACCCUGGCUUUACCACCAUUAAAGGACCUGAAUUAGCGGAAAAAAUGAUGGAACACACCAAGCAUUAUGAAAUCGACAAAGCGGUUAUUAUUGCUUCAGGGGCAAUUGAAAAGGAAUUAGGAAUUAAAGGUGAAAGAGAAUUUACUAAUCAGGGCGUUUCUUAUUGUGCUAUUUGCGAUGGAUUUCUUUUUCGGGAGAAAGAAGUAGUAGUAGUUGGAGGCGGUUACUCAGCCUUGGAAACUGCUCUCUAUAUGAGUAAUGUUGUCAGUCACGUUUAUCUUAUUCACCGACGCACUGAAUUCCGAGCCGAGAAAGAAAUAGUGGAAAAAGCCCAAAGUAAUCCGAAAAUAACCUUUCUUUUGAACUCUAUUCUCACUGAAAUUCAAGGGGGAGAAGCGGUGGAAAAAGUCAUUAUUAGUAAUUUAGCAGAUAAUAAAAAAAGUGAAUUAUUGGUUAAUGCUGUCUUUCCUUGUAUUGGGCUCUCGCCAUUUAGCAGUUUUACUCAUGAAUUAGGUGUUUGUGAUAAAGAAAAGUAUAUCGCGAUUAAAGACGACUGUUCGACGACUGUUCCUGGCUUAUUUGCGGCUGGUGAUGUAGCACGAAUAAGUCAAAAUAAAAUUAAGCAAAUUGUGACCGCCGUGGCCGAAGGUGCUAUUGCUGCUCAGUCAGUAAUUAAAUAUUUAGAAAAAUUAUAG